This is a messenger RNA of Dentiscutata erythropus, 786 nucleotides long. Lineage: Eukaryota; Fungi; Glomeromycota; Glomeromycetes; Diversisporales; Gigasporaceae. The record is from the annotation of a GenBank genome assembly.
AUGCCAUGUUGUAUUGAUACUAUUGUUAAAAUUGUUCAAGUUCGUCAAACUGAUAGGGAUGAAUCUAAUUUUACUGUUGUUUGGGCUUUGGGUGUUUAUCCAGUUGAAAGUGAAGAUCACGAGAUGGAAAUUACUCUUUUUGUUCCAAUUAAUGAGGUUGAAAGGGAUCCUAAUGCUCAGUCGGUUUUUGUUAAAAGCAAAUAUUAUAGUGUUUGUGGAAAAGUCGUUCCUGGAGUUUAUAAUGGCAAAUUUAGAUUAAAAAUGACUGCUUUGUCGUCAACUCAUUUUACUCUCCAAAGGGAUCUUGGUUCUAAUCGUUGUUCUUUAAAAGCUUCUUUAGUUGGUAUUGCUCAAGAUUUUCUGAAGGAAAUUGAUAAUGAAAGCGCGAUGUUUAAAUUAUCUGUUAAUGAUUAUGCUGGAAAGAAUUAUAGUUUUGUUAUCAAUAUCAUUUUUCCACAUCUUAAUAGUCGAUUCAAGUAUCUUAUGAAUUCAGUUCACUCAAAUGAGUCUGUACUUUUUAUUGUUGGACAUUUGGAAGUUUUUAAGGAAGAUUUAUACUUAUAUGCAGCCGAUACUUCUUUUGUAGAUUUUUGUUCUAAUGUUGUUGAAAAGCUGCAUCAAGCGUUGUCAGUUGAAGCGGAUAAAUUUCCAGUAGAUUCAGCUACUAUUGGUUUCUGUUCAAGACACACGAGAUCAGUUGUAUAUAGUAAGGAAGAUGUAGGUGAUAUUGCGGUGAUACAAAUGAUAGUAGAAGUAAUUCGCGUGGUUGUGUUAAGGGAGAUAAGG